Molecule: messenger RNA, 2184 nt
Organism: Suillus paluster
Lineage: Eukaryota; Fungi; Basidiomycota; Agaricomycetes; Boletales; Suillaceae
Product: LETM1-like protein-domain-containing protein
Exons: 7
Coding region: 97-2034 (645 amino acids)
Biological process (GO): intracellular monoatomic cation homeostasis
Cellular component (GO): mitochondrial inner membrane
Molecular function (GO): calcium ion binding; ribosome binding
Source: RefSeq, a predicted model, not a curated record
GAAGCCUUUUUGCCGAACAUACGUUGGCGUCAUUUCGUGAAUUUUAUGGUCGACCAGUAAUCCAGCUAGAACUCUCCAACUUUGCUCUUAACGUCCAUGUCGGUAUGGCUACCGCGCUCUCAGAAAGCUGCUUUUGUACGCUGUUAUAGCCGCCAACUCGUCGAAGCACGAACCACUCGUUACAUAUCACCUCUGGGCCCGCGUUCUAAUACACACCUUGUGUUGCCGCGCUCCGCUACUUAUGCUCUUACCUCCUACCGCACCCAGAGCACAUCAACCUCUUCAUCUGCUCCCGCAAACCGUGAAUCUACCAGCAAAAUCAUCUCUAGUGAUUCCUCGACUCAUGAACCGAAGGCUGCGCCCCCUGCACCCAAGGAUCCAGCCUCUGACGCACCGCUCAUGACUCGGGCGUGGAAAAAAGUGAAACACGAAGCGGCGCACUAUUGGCAUGGCUCGAAACUUCUGGUUUCCGAAGUCAGGAUCUCCGGCAGACUGCAGUGGAAGAUUCUUCAUGGAGAGAGCUUGACCCGAAGAGAACGACGACAGCUAAAGCGUACGACGCAGGACUUGCUUCGGCUCGUUCCCUUUGCUGUUUUCAUCAUUGUGCCGUUCAUGGAGCUCCUACUUCCUGUCGCUUUGAAGUUAUUCCCCAAUAUGCUUCCCUCGACUUUUGAAGACAAAUUUGCUGCUGAAGAGAAACAGCGAAAGCUCCUUCGAGUGAGACUCGAAAUGGCAAAGUUUCUCCAGGAAACUUUGCGAGAGUCAGGCUUGAAGGCUAAUGCACACAUAAUAGGCUCGGAUGCCUUCGAGGAGUUUUUCAGGAGGGUUCGCUCCACUGGAGAGCCACCCUCUGCAACGGAUAUUAUCAAUGUCGCUAAACUCUUUGACGAUGACCUCACUCUCGAUAACUUAUCUCGGCCGCAACUUGUUUCAAUGUGUCGGUACAUGGGCAUCAAUGCCUUCGGCACUGACAAUUUCCUCCGGGGUGCCAUUCGCUCACGUCUUAUGAAUCUUCGCCGAGAUGAUCAAGCCAUCUACGCUGAAGGCGUCGAGGAGUUGUCAACCUCGGAGUUGCAGGCUGCAUGUCAAUCUCGUGGUAUCCGUACCACCGGUGUUUCUCCUGCACGACUUCGGGACGAAUUGUCUACAUGGAUUCAGCUGCAUCUUCAUAAUCGUGUUUCCGGUGUACUGUUGAUUCUCGGAAGAGCCUUCCAUUUCGACCGCAAGCCUGGUGAAGACGAGGACGGCAAAACAACUGUAAUUAAGAGCCUUGAAAGUGUCCUUAGCGGAUUGCCAGACAACUUGCUAAAUGAAGCCGAACUAGAGGUCGACUCGGACAGCGCUAGCUAUAAACAAAAGCUCGAAGUUCUACAACAGCAAGAGGAGCUCAUUGAGGAUGAAGAGGAGCAGGAGCAAAAAGAAGAAGAUGCGCGCCGCGCCAAGCGUGAGGCUGACGAGUCAGAAGCACGCACCGCACAGUCUCUUCUGCCUGACACUGAGCUCCAUCCAGAACGGUUCGAGGAGGAGAAUGCUCGCAUGACUACCGAACAACUGAAGGAGCUUGGAGAAGCGUUGUCAAUUUUGUCGGCGAAGUCCAGUGUCCUGAAGGAACGUGACGAGCUUCGCGCCCUCAUGGAAGAGAAUCUUCAAGCGGAAGAGGAUCCCAAGUCUCCUUCAGGGGCGCUGACAAAGCGCAUCCGGACAAUGCUCACGAAAAUCGACACUCAACUGCAAGAAUACGAUUCACGCGUUGGCAAUUCUUUGCAAAUGUUCUCCGCAGAUCCACAAGGGCGCAUACCUGUGAAAGACCUGGAGAAGGCACUUGCUGUGAUCAAGCACAAGCCUGACGACGUAGUCGGACAAGCAGUGAUCCAGAAGUUGGACGUUGACAAAGAUGGCUUUGUGGAGCUGGAGCAUGUGCUUGGUCUUGUAAAGGAAGAGGGUCUUGGUAUCGAGAUCGAUGAUGAGGCCCAAACGUUGAUUGGGGAAAUCAAGGAUUCGAGACCGAGGAAAGAGGACAUCGUCCAGGAGUAAGGCCGAUCCAGACAUUUUACAUAUAGACUAGAGCACAACUCUAUUAUCCACACGUACCAUACUUAAGAAUUCAGUACUCAGGCUUCGGCCACCAGAGGUGACUCGAUUAUGUAGAUUGCUCUUGGAAUCAACGUCUCGUCGUCAUUCAAG